AUGCAAGGAACGUCGCACGGCGACUCCUUCCCUACGGGACUCAACAUGCACUCUUCGCCAUCCGCCCAGCGGAACCCUUCUUGGCAGUCGCAACAACUAUCACCAGUGCUCUCGAAUAGAUCUGCCCAUGCUGGAAGGCACCAAUCUGAGCGAUCUGAGGGCCAAGAAGAUGAUGCUCAAGAAAAUACGAGUCGUGCAUCGAGGACAGCGUCAGCGCACUCGACCCAAUCAAAAUGGUGGCACAUUUAUUUUUUCCGUGGAAUGAUCAAUGAUGUCAAGCGCAGAGCACCGUAUUACUGGAGCGAUUGGACUGACGCAUGGGAUUAUCGUGUCGUACCUGCUACGAUCUACAUGUAUUUUGCUAAUAUCUUGCCUGCUCUGGCUUUCUCGCUAGAUAUGUUCGAGAAGACAGAUCAGAGCUUUGGCGUCAAUGAAGUUCUACUGGCGUCUGUUCUUGGGGCAAUCGUAUUUUCGCUUUUUGCGGCCCAGCCAUUGGUCAUUGUUGGUGUAACUGGUCCUAUUACUGUGUUCAACUACACGGUCUACGACAUCGUUUCUCCUCGGGGAACACCAUAUCUUGCAUUCAUGUGUUGGAUUGGAAUUUGGUCUUUGAUCAUGCAUUGGAUAUUGGCCAUCACUAAUUCCUGCAAUGCUUUGACCUAUGUCACUCGGUUCUCAUGCGACAUCUUUGGGUUCUAUGUCGCAUGUAUUUAUCUUCAAAAGGGCAUUCAAGUUCUUACCAGACAAUGGGGUUCUGUGGGAGAGACUUCCGCUUACUUGAGUAUCAUGGUUGCACUUUUGGUCCUGAUGUGUGCAUGGAUCUGUGGCGAGUUGGGCAACAGCAAUCUUUUCAAACGGCCCAUUCGGAAAUUCCUCGAGGACUAUGGCACGCCAUUGACCAUCGUCUUCUUUACCGGUUUCAUCCAUAUCGGCCAUAUGAGGGAUGUCGACGUUGCUACGUUGCCUACUAGCAAGUCUUUCUUUCCUACAAGUGACCGAUCUUGGCUCGUUCACUUCUGGGAUAUCAGCGUUGGGGAUGUCUUCCUCGCCAUUCCGUUUGCACUUCUUCUCACGAUUCUCUUCUGGUUUGAUCACAAUGUGUCAUCCCUCAUUGCCCAAGGAACUGAAUUUCCUCUGCGGAAGCCAGCUGGCUUCCAUUGGGAUAUUUGGCUGCUUGGUCUCACAACCUUUGUCGCCGGGAUUCUGGGAAUACCAUUCCCUAAUGGCCUCAUUCCCCAAGCUCCCUUCCACACUGCUGCCCUCUGCGUCACCCGUCAAGUUGCAGAUGAAGAUGAUACAAACAAGGGAAAAGCCAUUCGGAUAACUGACCAUGUAGUAGAGCAGCGAGUGAGUAACUUUGCGCAAGGCCUUUUGACCUUGGGAACAAUGACCGGACCUCUCCUCAUCGUGCUGCACCUGAUUCCACAGGGCGUCAUGGCUGGUCUUUUCUUCAUUAUGGGCGUCCAGGCUCUACAGGGCAACGGCAUCACGCAGAAACUGAUCUUCCUCGCCCAAGAUAAAAACUUCACCCCCGCAUCGAAUCCUCUCAAGAGGAUUGAACGUCGUGCGGCCAUCUGGGCGUUUGUCAUUCUUGAGUUAGUCGGUUUUGGUGCGACUUUCGCCAUCACUCAAACCAUCGCUGCUAUCGGCUUUCCUGUCAUCAUUCUCCUUCUCAUCCCCGUGCGAUCGUUUUUGCUCCCCAGAUGGUUCACUCGCGAGGAGCUUGCAGCUCUGGAUGGACCGACCGCAAGUCCAUUCACCAUGGAAAGUGUCGGCGGCACUCAUGGGCUAGAGGAUUAUGAACAGGCGGUAGCCAGUGGCAUCCAGGAGGAACCCUCAACUGGAGGAAACGGAGUAUUGAGAAACAGGACCUCGACUUCUCCGGAAUCUGCAGUGGAGGAUAAUGAUCUGGAGCGAGGUGAGGCAUAUGAACUCCCCUCUCGGGUUUCGCGCAGAAGAAGCACAGCUAGCAGGAUUGAUUGA
Molecule: messenger RNA, 1983 nt
Organism: Penicillium paradoxum
Lineage: Eukaryota; Fungi; Ascomycota; Eurotiomycetes; Eurotiales; Aspergillaceae
Product: anion exchange family protein
Exons: 5
Coding region: 1-1983 (660 amino acids)
Biological process (GO): monoatomic anion transport; monoatomic ion homeostasis; transmembrane transport
Cellular component (GO): plasma membrane; fungal-type vacuole
Molecular function (GO): borate efflux transmembrane transporter activity; solute:inorganic anion antiporter activity
Source: RefSeq, a predicted model, not a curated record